UACCUUUCAAACGACAAAGAAGACACACGCGAUUCAUCCACCACCAAGAAAGAUAACACAAAAGAACUUCUGGACAUGGUGCUGGAAACCACCAGCGAGGAGGAACCUCUUGAAUGUGGCCAACGCACACCCGAAAACACCAGGCAUGGCCUCUCUGGUUACAAAAUACCGAAGAAAAAACAACAGUCCUCCGCCCCUCUCAGAAAGAGGUCCGAAAAAACACACUCCACCAGCCAGCACAAUAGUGGGACAUAUCAAGAGCAGAACAGCAAAUUGACUGCCCUUAUAUCCAACAGCCUGGCGAGUAGCUUCUACCACCAGGACAAAUCUGAAGAAUUUCAGAGACACGCAGAGAAAGGUCGAUAUCCGACUUUUCUCUACCCGGAGGUCAACGUCCGAUACAGAAACGAUUUCUCGUCGGAUUUACAAAAACAAGUGGCAGAGGCCUGUUGCACGUUCGCCAGGACCAUGUGCAACAUACUGGCCUCCCAUCACGAAUCAAUGAGGUCAUCGCAAGAUGAUCUCACACAAAACUACAUAAACAUGGCCAGAAAAAGAUAUCCCGGUGCAUACGCUGGUAUUGUAUCGGGGGCAGAAACCCUGGCCAUGGAUAAACACAUACGAUACAAAGGAACCAGAGAGGUCUCAACAACAGGCAAUAAGCGGAAACGCGAACGGCGUUGAACAAUUUUGAACUCAUAAUUAUACAUAUAACUUUAACAAUAUACAUAAAAAAAUUUUUUUAUCUUAUUUUACAACUAUACUAUCAAACCUCAUUUACAUUGUCUUCUAUUGUUCUCGCUGCAUACAGGAUCCGAGGGUACACGUAUAUUCACGAAUCAACAUACCAAAACACGCCUUAGAAAGAUCUUAGGCCAAAAUAGAAAACAUCGCGUGAAAGCGAAAACACAAAAAUCAUCAACACGCAAAUACCUUUUAAACAAAACACAACAAUCUCACAACGUGCGAUACAGCAAUAUUGUCAAUCUCAGUGAUUUGAAACUUAAUUCGUUACAAGAAAAGGUUUUAAACAAAGGCUUAAACUUCGUUGUCACACCGAAAAGUGUAAAUAUACAUACAACAUUACAAUCAUUUAAUGAAUUCAGAAGAAAAAUGCUCCUACAAGUCCACUUCAAGGACACCAAAAGUGAUACAACUGCCUCUCCAUUUAGGGGGAAAUCGAGUUGGGAACCUGAAUCUGUUCGAAACCCCAACAUUUACAAGUAUCUUGAUAACGUACACUCAGACAUUUUAAACCUAUACACACAAAACUACUACAACCCUCUAAAUAUUUCAAAAGAGGAGCAAGAGGCCAUUCGUAGCCUAAAACAAAUAGACAAUAUUUCAAUAAAAAAAGCCGACAAAGGAGGCAAAAUUGUACUAUGGCCUAAAGACAUGUAUUUACGCGAGGCCACAAAACAACUUGAUGAUGCAAACUUUUACAAAGAACAUCCAGUAGAUCAUACAAUCGAAACAUCCGCCGAGAUUACAACUUUUUUAACACAUCUCCUCCACAACUACCGUAUUGAUGAAACACUUUUCGAAUAUCUUACACCUAACACGAAGGUUCGAACACCGGUAUUCUAUUUGUUACCAAAAAUUCACAAGGAGGGCAUCCCAGGGAGGCCUAUACUGUCGGGUUGCGGCUCCCCUACGGAGAAACUCUCGUCAUAUCUUGAUCACUAUCUUAGACCGAUAGUCGAGGAAAGUGCCUCAUAUAUAAAAGACACCACUCAUUUUUUACAACAAAUAUUCGAAAUACACACUAGCAUUCCACCAAACUCGUGGCUGGUUACGCUAGACGUCAAAUCUCUAUACACCAACAUCCCCCAGGACGAGGGGAUCGAGGCAUGCCUCGAGGCCAUCCGGAAUUAUUAUGGGGACACCCCGCCAAUGCGUACAAGUUACAUCAAACAAAUGAUGGUAUUCAUACUUAAACACAACUAUUUUACCUUUAAUGGUAGAUUUUAUCAACAAAUUCAAGGCACUGCAAUGGGGAGCCCCUUCGCUCCCAACUAUGCCAACAUAUUUAUGACAACUAUAGAACAACAUAUUUUACAAAAUGCCCCAAUGGGGCGUACUCCAAUGUUUUGGAAAAGAUUCAUCGACGAUAUAAUUUUCAUUUGGCCACACACCCUUGAGGACCUACAAAAUUUUAUACAAUACACCAACACCGUCCACAAAACAAUAAAGUUUGAAGCAAAUUAUUCCAAUUCAAAUAUACACUUCUUGGAUACAACAAUAAACUUACACAAAGAGGGGGGAAUUACCACCUCACUCUACCAAAAACCAACAGACACUUGCAAUCUCUUACACGGUGAUUCCUUCCACCCAUGGAGUUGUAAAACUGGAAUCAUUUACAGCCAGGCCUUACGUUACAGAAGAGUGAUCACAAGUGACGAAGAGCUAUAUUCAAAAUUACAAGAAUUAAAAAACAACCUCAUCAUAAGGGGAUAUCAGAUCAAUGAUAUAAAUGAACAGUUCAAUAAGGUCAUUAGACUAUCGCAAUCGCAGCUACUUGAAUCUAAACAAAUAAAUGACGGCAGUUUCUCCACACCGAAAGGCUCUGUUUUACCCUUCAUUAUACCCUAUGACAACCGCACCAUUCACAUCCGUGAAAUUCUCAAAAAACACUGGAAUAUUAUAACAAAGGAUAAAGAAUUACAAAACAUAUGGUCAAAAACCCCCAUUCUCGCCUUACAAAGGCACAACAACCUUGGAGAUUGGUUAACUCAUACUAAAUUUUGAGCAUCAUAUGACAUUGUAAGAUACCUCGAUACCACACCAUCAACAUUACUAUUAUGUCACACCAGACUCCAAUGCUUUUUCUAUUCGCGAUUUAUCUGCAUAAACAAGAUAUCCCAAUUUUAUAACCAUUUGUCUAUAUAUGCAACAUACUUCUACAUUCAAAGGAUGAUACAUGCCUCUAUGGCUACAAUAUACAUAUUUUAUAUACACUGCUACAACAUAUUAACACACCUUUGCUGGCAUCAUCCCUGGACGCAGGGGUGAGGGGGCACCCAGGUGUAAAAGAGCAUACUGAUCAUAAGCCCCGAAAUGCUCUGCCUGGUGGAUUAGCUGAGGAGCUAGCAAGGACUCAUAAUCACAAAUUAUAUCAUACAGAUGUGUAUAUAUAUGUAUAGAUAUAUUGAUAUGUUUGUGUACAUAUAUAACACUCUGUAUGAAAGAGAAUAAACAGUAUAGAAUGCCUAUGCUGAAACACGCCCCUUUAAUGCGGGUACAGUACUUCAAUAGCAUACUGGCUCCCAGGUUUCGUUCGGCACAAGACUGUGGGACAGCGCCCGGUACAGCAGGGCUGCGGUUGGUAUUACACCAUUUUUUCUUAGUUUUCUGACAAGCUGAGCUUGUUAUUUGUAUGGUUUCAAACAAACGUUCUAUCUUUAUCGGGUCAGCGAAAAUCUGUUUCAAAUAGUCAUUGCAAAAGGCUUUGAGGGAAGCAUUCUGUGUGCCCAUUCUCUGCAGUUCGAGAAUAUUUGUACGAAAUAGUGUUUCUUUAGCGAUAUUGGCUCAGGCACCAAUUUAAUAGAACGCCAUUAGAGUGUUUUCAAAAGCCCAGUCAUGCCUCUUGUCCUGCUAUUGUUUACAAAGAAAGAAGAACAGCUUGCUUACAAACCUCUUCUAUUGUUCAGAUGCAGCACCUUGCCGAAAAGGUUCACAAUAAUCACAAUGUAAAGAUUUGCAAUUUCUGUUCACUAAUCUCAAACAUCUCUUUCUCUCCAUAUUUCCAACAUUCUCUUUCGAUGUCCCCUUCUGUUAGGUUCACUUUUGAAUUUACAAUACAUUACCAAUCUAUUAAUGGUCUUAAGGCGGGUUUACACGAUCGUUUUUCCUUAAAUUUUUUUUCGAUAUUGGACCUCGAUGAAUGACAACGAUCGUGUAAAAGGCUAAAUUGCUGAAAAAAGUUUGAUGCUAUCUGUGUCGUUUUUAAUCCGCUUAAUUGGCGAUAAUGAUCGCCGGGUCAAAAUAGAAUCUCUACCAUCAUUUUUUUUCAAAGGGGCCGACAAAUUCUGACGUCAUGUCAGCCCCGGGGAGAGAAUUUCGAGACUUUUUACUAAGUAUUCGCGCGAAGAAAAGAUUGGAUUCAUGCUCUGAGAACUAAAAUAGUCGGGGAAGGUAGUUAAAACGGGCAGGGGACUAUUUUUAGAUAAAAAGAGGUUCGGGUUUCACAAGUUUUCUUUGAGAAUGGCCCGUCAUUAGCUACACAUUAAAGGUUUUGAGCAACACAAAUAUAGAACAAUCCAUCCAAUAGACAAAAUGCAAAUUUAAAAAUUAUCUGGACCUCGCCGGGAGCAUAAAAAUGUUCUGCGAAUAUUUCCCUAAUUUUUUCGGCUUAAACUUUUGGCUUAUUACCCUUUAGUCUAGCGAGUAAAGGUUCCAGAAAAGAGCCAGUGUUACUCUCCCUCCAUCGCCCAUCAAUCACGUUGUCAUCCAGUCAUUUAGGCCCCGUUUACACGAUACCGUUUUCAUUUGAUAUCGGAUUCGGUUUCCCAAUCCGAUAUGCAAUUUCUCCCUGUUUACACGAUACCGUUUUCAUAUCAUAUCGGAUCGGGGCUCUGUCUACACGAAUACGUUUUGGGUGGGCGCUGCGGGAAUUUCGCCUUUAUUCUACAUUCUCUGCGCAGUAGCAUUUUGUUAUUUUGCCAAGGAAGCCACCUAGGCGCCAAAUCCGAAGCUUUCAGGGAACAAGUACUUUGCGAAAUUAUAACUAAACUAACUCAGUAUGGGGAAAGAGAAAGCCAAAGAAGAUAUUUUUACAUGGACUGAUCAGGAAAUCGAACUGUUACUGGAAACAGUAAAGGCUUAUUCUUCGCAAUGCUCAUACGAAGGAAAGGAUUGGGAAAGCAUCAAAUCAAAAUAUGACAAGAUAAAAGAAUUGUUUAUCGAAAGGUACCCAAAAGAAUCAGAGGAAGAAUUUCAAACAUCUUUGAAUAUUUUGUUUUUCAAAAAGGCGCCCAAUGUGCAAAUGAACACGAGACUGUUUCUGAUAAUGAGGCAUCGUUUUCAUUUCAUAUCGGAUUCGGCUGUUUACACAAAAACAGAGGCAUAUCGGAUUCAUUUGAAAACGCAUUCAGGUCGUUUUCAUUUGAAAACGCAAAAACGGUAUGAAGCAUAUCGGAUUCAUUCGUUCUCGUGUUAACAGAAGGCCAAUCCGAUAUCAAAUGAAUCCGAUAUCAAAUGAAAACGGUAUCGUGUAAACGGGGCCUUAAUGUGUAGCUAAGGACGGGCCAUUCUCAAAGAAAACUUGUGAAACCCGAACCUCUUUUCAUCUAAAAAUAGUCCCCUGCCCGUUUUAACUACCUUCCCCGACUAUUUUAGUUCUCAGAGCAUGAAUCCAAUCUUUUCUUCACGCCAAUACUUAGUAAAAAGUCUCGAAAUUCUCUCCCCGGGGCUGACAUGACGUCAGCAUUUGUCGGCCCCUUUGAAAAAAAAUGAUGGUAGAGAUUUUAUUUUGACCCGGAGUCAAAAUAAAAUCUUCAACGAUGGAUCAUUAUCGCCAAUUAAGCGGAUUAAAAACGACACAGAUAGCAUCAAACUUUUUUCAGCAAUUUAGCCUUUUACACGAUCGUUGUCAUUCAUCGCGGUCCAAUAUCGAAAAAAAGUUUAAGGAAAAACGAUGGUGUAAACCCGCCUUUACUCCAUUUCUGUCUGGCAGUUGCUUGAUGACGACCGGGCCUGCGCUGCUCCUCCACAGGACACCUGCCAAACGAGGCACCUUCAUCAUUAUUGAUUCCAGUGCCAUUCACAUUAUUGAUUGAUGAGUUAUCAUUAGAUAUUUACACUCACAAUGAGGUUGCUUUUGUCCGGGUUUUCCUUCCCUCGGGUGUUUUUAAUUUAACGUGACACCAUCACUAGGGGGGUUGCCAACCAAGGCUGAAGAGUCCCCCCUACCCAUGAGACAGACUAGUCCCCGCCGGACGCCAACCCGGUAUUUCAUGGCCUCGGGGAGAGCUAACAGGUGCUACGCCGUGGUCAACGGUGACCUGGAGGUAGUUGUGGCAAAGGGUAACUUUAUUCGCCCACAUCGAAGCUCCACAACCGGAUGCAAUUUAAAGUUACACACAGGACCAUAUUUAUUAUUAUUAUUACCCAGGACGAAGAAUACCCAGGACAAUAAUAAUAAAGUCAUACCCAGGACAUUAUUAUUGUUAUUAUUAUUAUCAUUAUUAUUAUUUUGUAUUCUUAUUCACAGUAUCGUUGUAAUUUUCUGGUUUACGUCCUACCAACAGGCUACUUCCCGUAGCUUUAGUAGAUAGGGUACUACAGUCCAAGUAAUCUUUUCUUGUUGUUAUCAUUUGUUCUUCUAUUUCGUGUCCAAAACUUUCCUUAGUAUUCUUGAUGUUCCCAGAAGGCAGGUCCUUUGCACUACUUCAAUCCAAACUUUGCACUUUAGUUGCUCUAGGUAAUUUUUGAAUCUUUUGGUCACUGAGCCUAACGCUCCGAUGAUAACUGGAAUGAUGAGAACUUUAUUGACUUCACCUUUAUAGACUUUGAAUAUCUCGUACUUCAGAUCGCAGUAAGCAUCUUUCUUUUCCAUUUCUUUUUUCUCAAUUCUGGUAUCGAAGGGACAUGCCACGUCUAUUAUAUAACAUGUUUUUGACUUUUUUUCAAUGACAACUAUAUCUGGCCUGUUAUGUUCGAUUUUAGACUCAGUUUGAAUGGAGAAGUCCCAUAGAAGUCUAAUUGCUUCAUUUUCUAGUACAGCAAUUGUGUUAUCUACAAAGUGAUCGUUGUUCUUUGAUCCGCAAGGAAAUCCAAACUUGUGGCACAGAUGCCAAUGUAUCACAGCAGCCACUUUAUCAUGAAGCCAUUUCUUGUACUCAUUUUGUGCCAGUUUUUUACACUCCGAGACAAUGUGGCUUAUAGUCUCAUCCCGCUCCCCGCACAUUCGAUACAUUGCGGAUCCUUGCCUUUUAUCUAUCAUAACCGAUAUCCAGUUUGUUCUAAGUGCAAUGGUUUUUCGCUAAACCUUUCUUUUCUGUUUUCAAUGAUCACUUUCUUCUUUUCCUCUGGGCUUUGUCUCUCUUUGAUGAUAUUGUCUUUGCGCACUUCUUUCAGUAGUUGUUCUUGCUUAGUAUUUAUAUAAUAUCCAAGGCUAUUCUCUUCUAUAGUGAUACAAUCCUCUAUACUAAUUAGCCCCGACCUCCUUCUUUUCUCUUCCAAUACAGUCUGUCUACAUCUUUCUGUGGGUGCAUGCACAGGUAUACAGUUAGCAGUUUUCGUGUUUCCUGUCCAUUUCUCGUAAGUCUUCCUUUGUCCAGUUUACAAUUCCUGCGCUAUAUCGCUCUGUUGCAACUGCCCAUGAAUUUAUUGACUCGAUUGUAUUCUUUCCAUUAAGACUUGCUUUUAGAACCUUUCUUACCCUCCUGAAGUAUUUUUUCUUGGUCAUUUGUUUCAUUUCGUUGUUCUUGAUAUCAUCACUUUGAAGAAUGCCGAGAUAUUUAUAUCCCUCACUUUGCUCCAAAGAUCUUAUCUCUGCUCCAUCUGGUUAUGCUAUGCCUGAACUUUCCACAAUAUGACCUCUUAUCAGCUUAACCAUUGCGCAUUUUUGGAUGCCGAAUUCCAUACCGAUAUCUUCACUAAAGAUUCUCACCGUCUGUACAAGUGUGUCAAGCUCUUUUUCAUUUUUUGCGUAUAGCUUCAGAUCAUCCAUAAAGAGAAGAUGAUUUAUCUUGCCACGGUCUAUUCCAAGCUUAUAUCCAUCUCCCAUUCCAUUCAACAAUGCAGAUAAUGGUAUCAAACAUAGAACAAACAAGAUUGGAGAUAAACUGUCUCCCUGAAAAAUCCCUCUCCUAAUAUUCACCAUUCCUAAUCCAUCUGUACCGGAUGUUAACUCUACCUUCCAGGAAUUCAUAGAAUUUGUUAUCAGUCGCCCAACGCUUUCAGAUAUCUUAAACAUUUGCAGACAUCGUUUGAUCCAGGAGUGGGGCACCAUAUCAUAUGCCUUCUUGUAGUCAAUCCAUGCAAGGCAUAGGUUUGUCAUUCUCCUUUUGCAGUUCUUGAUAACCAUUUUAUCGAUCAAAAGCUGGUCUUUAGUACCCCUACUAUUUCGCCUGCAACC
This is a messenger RNA of Rhopilema esculentum, 8080 nucleotides long. RefSeq lists its product as uncharacterized. The record is from RefSeq and is a predicted model, not a curated record. NCBI's taxonomy places the organism in Eukaryota, Metazoa, Cnidaria, Scyphozoa, Rhizostomeae, Rhizostomatidae.